CACACCGCCCCAAAACAAGCGAAGCACGAGCCGUUCUCGCAGCACAUCCGUACGUCCGUGGAGGUAAACAUGGCGACUGUCGGAGCUCUGGGAAGAAUCGCCAGACUGGGCUCCAGACUCUGCCAGAAGCACCGUGUAAUCUUUACCACAAGCCCACAGAGACGAGGAAUCGCUUCUUCUGUCGACCCCGCUCACGGACUCACGGAUGAGCAGAAGGAGUUUCAAGAAGUGGCGUUUAACUUUGCAGCCAAUGAAAUGGCUCCACACAUGGCAGAGUGGGACCAAAAGGAAAUCUUUCCAGUAGAGACCAUGCGAAAGGCAGCCCAGUUGGGGUUCGGCGGGAUCUAUGUUCAGCCGGAUGUCGGAGGAACGGGUCUCUCCCGGCUGGACACGUCCGUCAUCUUUGAGGCCUUGUCCACAGGCUGUGUCAGCACCACAGCUUACAUCAGCAUCCACAACAUGUGUGCCUGGAUGAUUGACACUUUUGGUAAUCCUGAGCAGAGGCAGAAGUUCUGUCCAGAUCUCUGCUCCAUGGAAAAGUUUGCUUCCUAUUGUCUCACUGAACCAGGAAGCGGCAGCGAUGCUGCUUCACUUCUCACCACCGCAAAGCUGAAAGGUGACCAUUACAUCCUGAACGGUUCCAAGGCCUUCAUCAGCGGAGGGGGAGACACGGACGUGUAUGUUGUGAUGUGCAGAACAGGAGCUAAAGGAGCAAAAGGCAUCUCCUGUUUGGUCAUAGAGAAAGGAACCCCGGGCCUCAACUUUGGCAAGAAAGAAAAGAAGGUGGGCUGGAACUCCCAGCCGACCAGAGCGGUGAUAUUGGAGGAUUGUGCCGUUCCAGUGACCAACCGGAUUGGUGCCGAAGGGCAAGGAUUCAACAUAGCCAUGAAAGGCCUGAAUGGAGGCAGAAUUAAUAUCGCAUCCUGUUCUCUCGGGGCGGCUCAUGCCUGCGUUCAGCUAGCGAGGGAUCAUCUGUUAGUGCGCAAGCAGUUUGGAGAGACGCUCUCAAACAACCAGUAUCUUCAGUUCCAACUGGCAGAAAUGGCCACCAAGUUGGUUGCGUCUCGCCUCUUGGUGCGGGAAGCUGCAACAGCGCUGCAGGAGAACCGGCCUGAUGCCGUUUCUCUCUGCUCCAUGGCCAAACUCUUUGCAACAGACGAGUGCUUCAACAUCUGCAACCAGGCUCUUCAGAUGCACGGUGGUUACGGUUACCUCAAAGACUACGCAGUGCAGCAGUUUGUCCGAGACAUCCGAGUACAUCAGAUCCUGGAGGGCACUAAUGAGGUGAUGAGGAUGAUCAUUUCCCGAAAUCUGCUGACAGAGUCCUGAUGAGUCCUUCUCCUAGAACCGUAUCUCUAGCUUGUUACUGUGUGACUGCUCUGCAUUGUUGGAUUUGGGGGACUAACAUUUUUUCUGGAAUUGUGUUAGUGCUUGUGUUUAUACAAACCAUUCUCUAUAUGGAUUUGACAUUAGUGUUAAGAAAAUAACAAUGUUUACCCAACUGUAUAUUGCGUAUCCAUAAUGACAUGCAGUCUGCAGCGCUGUGGCCUUUUAGAUCUUAUUUAUAUUCAUGGUUACUGUAUGUUUCCCCACAUGCCGGGUGCACUGUCACAGCAAUAAAUGGGUAGUGUAUUAUCUAUGUAACACUCCAAAUUAAAUCUCACCUUUUUGAUCAAAUU
Pungitius pungitius (ninespine stickleback) is the source of this 1679-nucleotide messenger RNA. RefSeq names its product acyl-CoA dehydrogenase family, member 8 (gene acad8). Gene Ontology annotation, biological process: lipid metabolic process. Gene Ontology annotation, molecular function: acyl-CoA dehydrogenase activity; flavin adenine dinucleotide binding. The record is from RefSeq and is a predicted model, not a curated record. Gene Ontology annotation, cellular component: mitochondrion. Bases 70 to 1329 code for a protein of 419 amino acids. The transcript is spliced from 11 exons. Lineage: Eukaryota; Metazoa; Chordata; Actinopteri; Perciformes; Gasterosteidae.